Papaver somniferum (opium poppy) is the source of this 1070-nucleotide messenger RNA. RefSeq lists its product as uncharacterized. The transcript is spliced from 3 exons. The record is from RefSeq and is a predicted model, not a curated record. Bases 99 to 617 code for a protein of 172 amino acids. NCBI's taxonomy places the organism in Eukaryota, Viridiplantae, Streptophyta, Magnoliopsida, Ranunculales, Papaveraceae.
UUCUAUUUUGAGAAACGGAUAGAAAGAGAAAAAGCCCUAGCUAUAUCAUAUCAUUUAGCUAUUACUGUGAACAAGUUUUCUUUAUCAAUCCCCCUCUCAUGGAUCGCUACGAGUAUUUACAGAAAGAUUGUGCUGAAGAAGAUGAUGAUAAUGACUAUGAUGAUUCAGUGAAUGAAGAGAAAACUAACAUGCAUAUUGGAGAUGGAGCUUCGGAGGAGAAUAUGGAAACUGAGAGGAAAAAAAGGGAGAAGCGCAAGUCAUGGGAGGAUGGGGUUGGAUCGGAGCAGAACGGCGGCAUUGAAAUUGACAUUGAAGUGAAGAGGAAAGAAAGGUCUAUAAGUGAAAGGUGUGCUGCAGAUGCUCUCAAAGACAAUUUCUUAGACACGGAGAUUGCAAAACAAAUUGUCGAGAUUUACGCUAAGAUGAAUGCGGCACAAAGACAGAUUUUGUUGCACCGCUUGGAGACAGCCCUUGACACUUUUACAAAGGAGAUUAAUGAACCCAUUAAGGGCAAGCCGGUUGGUAGGCGAAAUAUCAAAAUGCCCAGGAAAGAGGAGAGAAAACUCAGGAAGUAUAAAAUUGACCAUAUACAAUGUAUAAGAUGUCGUGGAAGCUGAGAGAUCGCACUGGAUGUUGCUGCAAUGAAUGCAGUAGUUGCUCAAAACAGAAACUUAUCUAGAAAUCGGUUGUUUUGUGCAUUGCUGCGCUAUGUUUUACACAACAUGCUCCCUUGUGUUCUUGAGUAUUCCAAUUUAUGUGGGAAUGGUUGUUGGCAAAACACUGUGACUUGUUAAAGUUACAGAUUUGUUCUUAGGCAUCAGUGGUUUGUCAUUCAAGCUGUACAAGUACCCAUUUUUGGUUUCUUUAAAAGAUCUCUACUAAAAAGCAGAUGGUGUGUUUUGUAAUCUUAUUUUUGUUUUAUAAGGUAAGAGUUGUUUAUGAUUUUCUACGCAACUGCAAAACCAGUGUCCGUAAGUGUCGUUCUAGCAUUUGGUAUGAUCUUUGAUUCCUGUGUGUAAAUUAUCGCAACACAUUGCUAAAUUUUGAGUAACCUCUAGGCUUUGCCUUCA